GUGACCUAUCCGCGGCCUCUCUUGCAUCCUCUGAGUUGAUCGUAAAUUCCCUGUUAUUUUUCCCUAUUCCCUCAGCAAUUCCCUUUCCCUCUUUUCGUUCAUGUUGAGCGCCUGAAUCGUGUAUGUAGUGUCCUGUGAUUUUCCAAAAUGGUGGAAACAAAAACAGCAACCAUCAAAACCCGGCGUUGCAUGAGCAACAGGCUUCUAUGCAGAAAACAGAUGGUAGUUGACAUUUACCAUCCCCGUCAGAAAUCAGUAAAGAAGACAGAUGUCCGAGAAAAAUUAGCAAAAAUGUUCAAAACAACUCCAGAUCUAGUAUUCGUUUUUGGAUUUCACACUAAAUUUGGUGGCGGUAGGUCAGUAGGUUUUGGAUUAAUCUACGACUCUAUGGACAAAGCUAAGAAAUUUGAACCCAAAUACAGAUUAGCAAGGCACGGUCUCUAUGAAAAGAAACAGAUAGCCAGGAAACAGCGUAAAGAAAAGAAGAACAGAAUGAAGAAGGUCAGAGGAACGAAGAAAGCUAAAGUAGGAGCCGCAGCCAAGAAGGGAACUAAGAAAUGAGCAUCCCGUGCGAUUCCCAUCUUCAUUCUUAUUUGUAAUCCAACUGAAGACCCAACAACAUGUGACCUGAAACACCUCCGAAAAGUUUCGACAUAACUAAUUUUUGUUACAACAUUCUUUUUUAUUGCUAUUGAUAUUCCAAUAAAAAAUGAUCACUCUUUGAGUGAAACUCAAGCUCCA
Messenger RNA from Bemisia tabaci, 741 nucleotides. Lineage: Eukaryota; Metazoa; Arthropoda; Insecta; Hemiptera; Aleyrodidae. The record is from RefSeq and is a predicted model, not a curated record.